Messenger RNA from Salvelinus fontinalis (brook trout), 7443 nucleotides. Its product is annotated as cyclin-dependent kinase-like 1. The coding region runs from base 312 to 1976 and encodes 554 amino acids. Gene Ontology annotation, biological process: protein phosphorylation; intracellular signal transduction. Gene Ontology annotation, cellular component: cytoplasm; nucleus. The record is from RefSeq and is a predicted model, not a curated record. Gene Ontology annotation, molecular function: cyclin-dependent protein serine/threonine kinase activity; MAP kinase activity; ATP binding. NCBI's taxonomy places the organism in Eukaryota, Metazoa, Chordata, Actinopteri, Salmoniformes, Salmonidae. The transcript has 5 exons.
UCUCUCUCUCUCUCUGUGUAAUUUACAUGUUAUUCAAUGUCUCUCUCUCUCUCUCGCUCUCUGUGUAAUUUACAUGUUAUUCAAUGUCUCUCUCUCUCUCUGUCAUGGAUCCCCCCAGUACUGCUGCUCAUUCUGUUCACCAGUUCCUGAGGUCGACGUCACCGGCCUUCUAGGCUUCACUGAACGGGAUUCAUUAUCAUCAACCCCGGACUGUCUUGUCUGAUUACACACAACCUGGUUCCCAUUUCCCCUGAUUAGUCUGUUAUAUACGUGCCCUCUGUUCCCCAUUGUCCUUGUCGGUUAUUGUUCCCAUGUCCGUUGGUCGUGUGAGUACCUAUGUGUUGUUUCAGCUUCUGUGCUGCGUGUUUUGUGUAUCACGGGUAUCGUCCCGUGUCGUUCUACGAGGUUUACCCUCGCUCUUUUGUUUGGGUACAUUCCAGUGUUUUGUAUACGUGUUUUUUGUGUAUUCCUGCGCCCGUCUCCAAAUCCUUUAUACCGGCGUGACACUCUCUCUGUGUAAUGGACAUGUUAUACAAUGUAUCCCUCUCUCUCUGUGUAAUUUACAUGUUAUACAAUGUCUCCCUCUCUCUCUGUGUAAUGGACAUGUUAUACAAUGUCUCCCUCUCUCUCUGUGUAAUGGACAUGUUAUACAAUGUCUCCCUCUCUCUCUGUGUAAUGGACAUGUUAUACAAUGUCUCCCUCUCUCUCUGUGUAAUGGACAUGUUAUACAAUGUAUCCCUCUCUCUCUGUGUAAUGGACAUGUUAUACAAUGUAUCCCUCUCUCUCUGUGUAAUGGACAUGUUAUACAAUGUCUCCCUCUCUCUCUGUGUAAUGGACAUGUUAUACAAUGUCUCCCUCUCUCUCUGUGUAAUGGACAUGUUAUACAAUGUCUCCCUCUCUCUCUGUGUAAUGGACAUGUUAUACAAUGUCUCCCUCUCUCUCUGUGUAAUGGACAUGUUAUACAAUGUCUCCCUCUCUCUCUGUGUAAUGGACAUGUUAUACAAUGUCUCCCUCUCUCUCUGUGUAAUGGACAUGUUAUACAAUGUCUCCCUCUCUCUCUGUGUAAUUUACAUGUUAUUCAAUGUCUCCCUCUCUCUCUGUGUAAUUUACAUGUUAUACAAUGUCUCCCUCUCUCUCAGUGUAAUGGACAUGUUAUACAAUGUCUCCCUCUCUCUCUGUGUAAUUUACAUGUUAUACAAUGUCUCCCUCUCUCUCAGUGUAAUGGACAUGUUAUACAAUGUCUCCCUCUCUCUCUGUUUAAUGGACAUGUUAUACAAUGUCUCCCUCUCUCUCUGUGUAAUGGACAUGUUAUACAAUGUCUCCCUCUCUCUCUGUGUAAUUUACAUGUUAUUCAAUGUCUCUCUCUGUGUUCAGCGGGGCCAGGUGAUGACUAUACAGACUAUGUGGCUACUCGGUGGUACCGGGCUCCAGAGCUCCUGGUGGGUGAUACUCAGUACGGAGCCCCAGUGGACCUCUGGGCGCUGGGCUGUGUAUUCGCCGAGUUACUCCAUGGAAAUCCUCUCUGGCCUGGACGCUCCGACGUCGACCAGCUCUACCUCAUCAGACGCACUCUAGGUGACCUGAUCCCUCGUCACCAGCAAGUGUUCCGAUCCAACGUGUUCUUCAGCGGAGUCAGUAUCCCCGAGCCUGACACCACGGAGCCCCUGGAGAAACGCUUCCAUGGUGUAUCCUCUCACGCUCUCACUGUCAUGAAGUCAUGCCUGGUGAUGGACCCGUUGUUGCGUCUGUCCUGUGAGGAGCUGUUGGAGCUGCCAUACUUUCAGGAAGAGGGCGGAGCCAGCUGGGGCCGCGAGGGGGAUUGUCCCGGGAGACGCCAUGACAACAAAAACUCCAGACGACGACAGGUCGGGCCGCAGUACCUUCCUCAGCUCCCCAGCAACAACAUCUCUCCUGCUCCAGAGACCAAGAAACAGAACAAACACAGAUACACAGACCAUCACCUGCCCAACAUCUAGAGAGAGGAGAAGCACCUGUCCAACAUCUAGAGAGGAGAAUCACCUGUCCAACAUCUAGAGAGAGGAAUCACCUGUCCAACAUCUAGAGAGAGGAGAAUCACCUGUCCAACAUCUAGAGAGGGGAAUCACCUGUCCAACAUCUAGAGAGGAGAAACACCCGUCCAACAUCUAGAGAGAGGAGAAUCACCUGUCCAACAUCUAGAGAGGAGAAACACCUGUCCAACAUCUACAGAGGAGAACACCUGUCCAACAUCUAGAGAGGAGAAUCACCUGUCCAACAUCUAGAGAGGAGAAACACCUGUCCAACAUCUAGAGAGGAGAAACACCUGUCCAACAACUAGAGAGGAGAAACUACUGUCCAACAUCUAGAGAGGAGAACCACCUGUCCAACAUCUAGAGAGAGGAGAAUCACCUGUCCAACAUCUAGAGAGAGGAGAAUCACCUGUCCAACAUCUAGAGAGGAGAAACACCUGUCCAAGAUCUAGAGAGGAGAAACACCUGUCCAACAUCUAGAGAGAGGAGAAACACCUGUCCAACAUCUAGAGAGGAGAAUCACCUGUCCAACAUCUAGAGAGGAGAAACACCUGUCCAACAUCUAGAGAGGAGAAACACCUGUCCAACAUCUACAGAGGAGAACACCUGUCCAACAUCUAGAGAGGAGAAUCACCUGUCCAACAUCUAGAGAGGAGAAACACCUGUCCAACAUCUAGAGAGGAGAAACACCUGUCCAACAACUAGAGAGGAGAAACUACUGUCCAACAUCUAGAGAGGAGAAUCACCUGUCCAACAUCUAGAGAGAGGAGAAUCACCUGUCCAACAUCUAGAGAGAGGAGAAUCACCUGUCCAACAUCUAGAGAGGAGAAACACCUGUCCAAGAUCUAGAGAGGAGAAACACCUGUCCAACAUCUAGAGAGAGGAGAAACACCUGUCCAACAUCUAGAGAGGAGAAUCACCUGUCCAACAUCUAGAGAGGAGAAACACCUGUCCAACAUCUAGAGAGGAGAAUCACCUGUCCAACAUCUAGAGAGGAGAAGCACCUGUCCAACAUCUAGAGAGGAGAAACACCUGUCCAACAUCUAGAGAGGAGAAUCACCUGUCCAACAUCUAGAGAGAGGAGAAUCACCUGUCCAACAUCUAGAGAGGAGAAACACCUGUCCAACAUCUACAGAGGAGAACACCUGUCCAACAUCUAGAGAGGAGAUACACCUGUCCAACAUCUAGAGAGGAGAAACACCUGUCCAACAUCUAGAGAGGAGAAACACCUGUCCAACAACUAGAGAGGAGAAACUACUGUCCAACAUCUAGAGAGGAGAAUCACCUGUCCAACAUCUAGAGAGAGGAGAAUCACCUGUCCAACAUCUAGAGAGAGGAGAAUCACCUGUCCAACAUCUAGAGAGGAGAAACACCUGUCCAAGAUCUAGAGAGGAGAAACACCUGUCCAACAUCUAGAGAGAGGAGAAACACCUGUCCAACAUCUAGAGAGGAGAAUCACCUGUCCAACAUCUAGAGAGGAGAAACACCUGUCCAACAUCUAGAGAGGAGAAUCACCUGUCCAACAUCUAGAGAGGAGAAGCACCUGUCCAACAUCUAGAGAGAGGAGAAUCACCUGUCCAACAUCUAGAGAGAGGAGAAUCACCUGUCCAACAUCUAGAGAGGAGAAACACCUGUCCAAGAUCUAGAGAGGAGAAACACCUGUCCAACAUCUAGAGAGAGGAGAAACACCUGUCCAACAUCUAGAGAGGAGAAUCACCUGUCCAACAUCUAGAGAGGAGAAACACCUGUCCAACAUCUAGAGAGGAGAAUCACCUGUCCAACAUCUAGAGAGGAGAAGCACCUGUCCAACAUCUAGAGAGGAGAAACACCUGUCCAACAUCUAGAGAGGAGAAUCACCUGUCCAACAUCUAGAGAGAGGAGAAUCACCUGUCCAACAUCUAGAGAGGAGAAACACCUGUCCAACAUCUACAGAGGAGAACACCUAUCCAACAUCUAGAGAGGAGAAUCACCUGUCCAACAUCUAGAGAGGAGAAACACCUGUCCAACAUCUAGAGAGGAGAAACACCUGUCCAACAACUAGAGAGGAGAAACUACUGUCCAACAUCUAGAGAGGAGAAUCACCUGUCCAACAUCUAGAGAGAGGAGAAUCACCUGUCCAACAUCUAGAGAGAGGAGAAUCACCUGUCCAACAUCUAGAGAGAGGAGAAUCACCUGUCCAACAUCUAGAGAGGAGAAACACCUGUCCAACAUCUAGAGAGAGGAGAAACACCUGUCCAACAUCUAGAGAGGAGAAUCACCUGUCCAACAUCUAGAGAGGAGAAACACCUGUCCAACAUCUAGAGAGGAGAAUCACCUGUCCAACAUCUAGAGAGGAGAAGCACCUGUCCAACAUCUAGAGAGGAGAAACACCUGCCCGGAGAGAGACAGAGAGAGGGAAAGAGUGAGACGAAGGAGAGAGAGAGAAUCACCUUCCCAACAUCUGAGAGCUAGAGAGAGAGAGAGAGAGAAGGAAAGAGAGAGAGACGGAGAGUGGGAAAGAGAGAGAGAGGGAAGGAGAGAGCAAGGGAGAGAAAGAGAUAAUCACCUUCCCAACAUCUGAGAGCGAGAGAGAGAGAGAGGGGGAGGAGAGAGAGAUGGAGCAUGAGGACUAUGAGAGACACUGUUACAGUGAGAUGUGAAUAUGUUUGUAUGUGUGUGUAAAUGCAUUAGCUGUAAGAAAAACCACCAGCCACCAGGCAACAACAUUUGGGUUAGCACCAACCUUAGCCCUGGACUAGCACCAACCUUAGCCCUGGGCUAGCACCAACCUUAGCCCUGGGCUAGCACCAACCUUAGCCCUGGGCUAGCACCAACCUUAGCCCUGGGCUAGCACCAACCUUAGCCCUGGGCUAGCACCAACCUUAGCCCUGGGCUAGCACCAACCUUAGCUCUGUGCUAGCACCAACUUCAGCCCUGGGCUGGCACCAACCUUAGCCCUAGGCUAGCACCAACCUUAGCCCUAGGCUAGCACCAACCUUAGCUCUGGGCUAGCACCAACCUCAGCCCUGGGCUAGCACCAACCUUAGCUUUGGGCUAGCACCAACUUCAGCCCUUGGCUAGCAUCAACCUUCGCCCAGGGCUUAGCACGAGGCUAGCACCAACUUUAGCCCUGGGAUAGCACCAACCUUAGCCCAGGGCUAGCACCAGGCUAGCACCAACCUUAGCCCAGGGCUAGCACCAGGCUAGCACCAACCUUAGCCCUGGGCUAGCACCAACUUUAGCCCAGGGAUAGCACCAACCUUAGCCAGGGCUAAGGAAGAUUUUAGCCUGAGGCUAAGCAAGUGUUCACACUUGUACAUUCUAAAGUGGGCUAGCACCAAACUUAGUCCACGGCUAGCUGGCUCCUGCUCCGGAGCAGGGUUAGCACAGACUUUUCGGUGUUAGCCCCAGAAACACAGUGCCAAAAUAACGAGUGUGAAACAGGUUCACGAACAACACCUGGAAUGCUUACUGUUCAUUUACAAAAGCGCCACUUUCAUUUAAUUAACAAAUGCCGGUGACGCUCGUGAGGCCUGUAAUGUGUUCUGCACCGUAUUUUAAUUAGUAAAUUCAUACUAUUUCAUCCUUGCAGCUGAGGACAAAAACCCAAAUACUUUCAUCAAUGCAAAAACAAUGCUUGCUCUUGCCUAAUAAAAAUGGUUGCUACUGUAUGCAGGCUGGCUAACUUCUUCUCACUUAGCCAACUAAAGCUACACAUUCUACAGCUAGCAGGGCAGCAAACAAUCCCUUUCCCCCUUUGUUUUCGUAGCUUUUCUAUUGACGUUUAAUUGCAUAUACUGUAUCCAUGAAAAUAAUGUUGCGUGUUUUUCGAUUCGGUCCAAAAAAAAAGUUAAUGUCUCAUUAGUUCACAGCAUUCUCUAUACAGGGGAGGGAUCGAUGUUGGACAAUCAAAUGCUAGGAAAUCAAAUGCUAGGAAAUCAAAUGCUAGGAAAUCAAAUGCUAGGCUAGAAGCAAGAGGAAAUAAUGUGUUAAUCACAGUCUUAUUGCUUAUAGUCUAGCAUGGGGCCAGUCUAGCAUGGGGCCAGUCUAGCAUGGGGCCGGUCUAGCAUGAGGCCAGUCUAGCCCGGGGCCAGUCUAGCAUGGGGCCAGUCUAGCAUGGGGCCAGUCUAGCAUGGGGCCAGUCUAGCAUGGGGCCAGUCUAGUAUGGGGCCAGUCUAGCAUGGGGCCGGUCUAGCAUGGGGCCAGUCUAGCAUGGGGCCAGUCUAGCAUGGGGCCAGUCUAGCAUGGGGCCAGUCUAGCAUCGGGCCGGUCUAGCAUGAGGCCAGUCUAGCAUGGGGCCAGUCUAGCAUGGGGCCAGUCUAGCAUGGGGCCAGUCUAGCAUGGGGCCGGUCUAGCAUGAGGCCAGUCUAGCCCGGGGCCAGUCUAGCCCGGGGCCAGUCUAGCAUGGGGCCAGUCUAGCAUGGGGCCAGUCUAGUAUGGGGCCAGUCUAGCAUGGGGCCAGUCUAGCCCAGGGUCAGUCUAGCAUGGGGCCAGUCUAGUAUGGGGCCAGUCUAGCAUGGGGCCAGUCUAGUAUGGGGCCAGUCUAGCCCAGGGUCAGUCUAGCAUGGGGCCAGUCUAGCAUUGGGCUAGUCUAGCAUGGGGCCAGUCUAGCCCGGGGCCAGUCUAGCAUGGGGCUAGCAUGGGGCUUGUCUAGGGUACCAGUGGGUCUUUCUAUAAACAACAGUACCAGUGGGUCAUUCUAUAAACUAGGGUACCAGUGGGUCUUUCUCUAAACUAGGGUACCAGUGGGUCUUUCUAUAAACUAGGGUACCAGUGGGUCCUUCUCUAAACUAGGGUACCAGUGGGUCAUUCUCUAAACUAGGGUACCAGUGGGUCUUUCUAUAAACUAGGGUACCAGUGGGUCAUUCUCUAAACUAGGGUACCAGUGGGUCAUUCUAUAAACUAGGGUACCAGUGGGUCAUUCUAUAAACUAGGGUACCAAUGAGCAUUUCUUGUAGUUUACUGUUUUGAGCGGUUACAAAGUCAUUAAUAAUGAUUUGCCAUUUAUUUUCAUGUGAAUACAUUAAGAUGUUAUUAAAGGGGGAACAUAGAUACAUUCCAAAUAAUUCAUGAGUUAAAUCAUAACCUGUGUUAAAACCCUUUCUCAUACUUGGAGUCUUCAUGGAUUUUUAGCAAAUAUCAUGUGACACAAAACCCUAUUACACUGAUGAUACUGCUGUUUGUUGUUUUAUCGUAUACUAAGCAUUUUAACAAUUGAUUUACACAUUGACCUUGAUCUUGUGAAAUUCCUGGGUUUUGCUUGUCAGACUCUUUUUAGUGUGGAGAUCUGGGAAGUGCACAUUUAGUAUGUUGUUAUGAUACGGUGUGUGAAAACAGUUUUCACGGACACACAUAUCCAAAACAAUGUAUGUGAUUACAAAAUCCAAUGCUUUUUUUAACAGAAACAGUAACUUGAACAUGAUUAAUAAAAAACAAAAAUCGAUACUGUAAAUAA